Messenger RNA from Hermetia illucens (black soldier fly), 3061 nucleotides. RefSeq names its product retinoblastoma family protein-like. Gene Ontology annotation, molecular function: RNA polymerase II transcription regulatory region sequence-specific DNA binding. The transcript has 15 exons. Gene Ontology annotation, biological process: cell differentiation; negative regulation of G1/S transition of mitotic cell cycle; regulation of transcription by RNA polymerase II. NCBI's taxonomy places the organism in Eukaryota, Metazoa, Arthropoda, Insecta, Diptera, Stratiomyidae. Gene Ontology annotation, cellular component: nucleus; chromatin; transcription regulator complex. The record is from RefSeq and is a predicted model, not a curated record. Bases 207 to 2768 code for a protein of 853 amino acids.
UCAAUUUUAUUACGAGUUUACGUUCGCGCCUAAUUUCAAUGUAAUGGCGAACAAUUUAUCAUAGGUCGUAUUUUAUUAUCUCUUUCGCAAAGUGAGUUUGUUAAAAAACUGUUUGCCAGUUAUCGCAAUUGAUACUGACUUGAUUGCGCGUUAAGUUUGUGUACAGUCUCGAUUUGUGAUCGUGCGACGACUCACAAUCUGGAAUAAUGACAAAUAUGUCGACGACGACGAAGCAGCAGAAUGAACCGAAGAUCGAAGAGAUUGAAGCCAGCUAUCAGGAAAUAUGUCGUCAAUUGAAUAUGGAUAAAGAAACCGAGAGGACAGCCUGGCAGAACUACUUUGAUGCUUCGCAGAAUUGCACUUUACAGGGUGAUCCUUUUCAUUGGCUAUGUUGUGCGAUAUAUGCCGCAUGCCGGGAAUCAUACACACCUACCGUUGGAAAUGCUGAUGCUGUGGUUGCAGGCAACUGUGUGUCGCUUACCAAAUUACUACGAAGCUGUAACAUCAGUAUUAAUGAAUUUUGCAACAAAAUCAGACUUUGGGCAAACGUUAGGAAUGUUUCUAAAGGAUUGCGUGCACAAAUUGAACGUCUCGAGCAAAGUUUUAAUGUUUCGCUAUGCGUUUAUAAAAAAUACGAAGAAAUCUUCCCAAAGCUUUUUGUGAUCUCAUCUGCUGAACGGAAAAAAAAGAAGGCUAAACCGGGACCUUGUUCAGCUAGUAAGCUCUAUGAUUUUUGUUGGUGUUUAUUUAUUGCGGCCAAAGGAGAAGAACCAAAUCGUAGAACUGAUCUCGUCUCAUCUUUACACUUACUGCUGUGUAGUAUAGAUCUAAUUUUCGUAAAUGCCGUAUUUGACGAUCGAAGAGAUAUAAUCAAAGCAGACUUUGCCGGUUUACCGAAAAAUUGGAAUAGUGACAAUUUUGAUUCUACAACCCUUAAAGAUUUUUGUAUAAUACGUCAGCUUUGUGAGAUAGUUUCGGCAGAUUUUUUAGAAGUGGCUAAUUUGAAACGGACAAUUUGGAAAUCUGUGCUGACGAAAUUGACUACUCAUAAGACAUUGCUGUGCAAUUCACCAUCGGAUAUUAUCUCUAAUACAUACUUCGAACCAAAUUUGAAGUCAUUGAACAACUCCUACGAACAAUAUUGUCUUAGCGUUGGUGAAUUCGACGAGAGGAUAUUUUUGAGUUCCGAAAAAGAUAGAACGAUGCCGCAUUCAGUUACACGAAGUUUGCCAAGCACACCAGUAUCAAGCGCGGCAACCAAACAAUGGGUUCAAAGUUUGGCUGAUAAGGGUCCUCCAAUCGAUUUCGCUAAAACCAUGGAAGAAGAUGAUUACCAAAUUAUAGAAAGUCGAAUGGAUAAUUUGGAAAAGGAAUUUAUAGAGAAAUUCAAUUCAGUUCAAAAAUGUGCUGGCCAAGAGAAUUUGAGAUCUCCAGAAAUGUUAUUCAAAAACUCAAAAGCCUUGUAUUACUAUUUUCUUGAAAAAAUCAUCGCUAACGAGAAAAAAAUCAAGCCGCAAUUAGACUGUAAGAUAAUUUUUGGGAACAAUACCCUCCAUAAAACCUUACUCGCGUGCUGUGUCGAAAUAAUAAUAUAUCUUCAUGGACUGAAAUUAGAAUUUCCAUGGGUGUUGGAAUGCUUUGAGUUAGAUCCGUAUUAUUUCUAUCGAAUAAUUGAAAUAGUGGUACAAAAUAAUGAGACUAUUCUGGAUCGAUCAACCAUUAGCCAUUUGAAUACAAUUGAGAGUUCAUGUAUAGAUAAUUUAGCGUGGCAAAGAAAUUCUUUACUUUGGGGAGCUAUAGAAAAAAUGAAAGAAGAUAAAGGCACAAUACCAUCAUAUGAUGAUGUUGAUCCCAGAAAUAAAGGUACAAAUGGAUCGAGCUGCAGAAAGGAAGAGUCCAGGUUACAGGGAAGUUUUUUUCAAUCGCCUAGUACGGGAGCUCAGUAUAUGAAACCAACUGAAGCAUCAGAAUCAGCAAGACGUGAUCUCUUCAAUGCCGGGCCAAGUGGAAAAUCAAACCGUGAAUCAUUGACUGAAACAACCCCACCCAAACCUAGAGCUGGAUCUCUAAAUCUUUUCUUUAGAAAAUUCUAUGAAUUAGCUUAUAAACGAAUGUCAAAACUAUACCAAGGACUAGAUAUGAAAGACAGCGAUCUCCUAGAUUCAAUUUGGACCAUAUUUGAAUAUUGCAUUAUGACAAAAACUGAAAUAAUGCGCGACCGCCAUUUGGAUCAAAUCAUCAUGUGUACAAUAUAUGUUCUAAUUAAGGUAAAGGAUAUACCCGGCACAAAUUUCACGGGCAUUAUGCAAACCUGCAGGCAGCAACUCAAAACGACAAGUUCGAUGUAUCGACAAGUUCUCUUAGAUGUCGUGGAUGGAAGGCCCCGUUAUGGUGAUAUAAUUCAGUUCUAUAACACAGUCUACGUAAAAAGCGUAUCGCCAUUUGCUUUAAGUUAUGCUGACAAAUCUAAAAAAGAGAAUCACUUGUUGUCGCCACAUCCACCAGAUCGGCUGCAGUCACCUAAACAAAUUCCAAAUUGUCAGUUCUACGUUCAAACUCUAGAUAAGAAGGAUAUUCCACAUUCACCAGGUGGCAUUACAUAUGAGAUCAACAAAAGUCCUGGAAAAGAUCUGCAAAAGAUAAAUGCCUUAGUGAAUGGCAAGCGACAUCUUUUGGACGAAUCCGCACCCCAUCAGCAGAAAAAACACUGCGAGAAAAAACUAUUCGAAAUAAUAAGAGAUCGUCAAAUGAAUAAUCCUAAUCCUUAAGUUAUAAUGCAACAUGAGCAAAUGGUUUUAGAUAAGAAAAAGCUAUAGAGACGGAUCUAUAAUUUUGGGUAUUUUAUUGCUUUUGCUCCGUUUUUAUUCGCGCUGCCCUAGUGGUGUCAUCAAUAAUAAGUGAUAAAAAAUUAUAAAGAUCAUGGUAUGAAUUUUUUGCAAAUUCAUUAGUUCUUCUACAGCAACUAAAUUCUGUAACAUUAAAUGAUAAAGACCGAUUAUGAUAUAUUUUAAAGGUUUUAAAUUAUGUUCAACUUUAUAAAUAAAAUCCAUAUAUGUAUUUA